This is a messenger RNA of Aspergillus niger, 1602 nucleotides long. RefSeq lists its product as uncharacterized. The coding region runs from base 1 to 1602 and encodes 533 amino acids. Gene Ontology annotation, molecular function: nucleobase transmembrane transporter activity. NCBI's taxonomy places the organism in Eukaryota, Fungi, Ascomycota, Eurotiomycetes, Eurotiales, Aspergillaceae. The record is from RefSeq and is a predicted model, not a curated record. Gene Ontology annotation, biological process: transmembrane transport; nucleobase transport. The transcript has 4 exons. Gene Ontology annotation, cellular component: plasma membrane.
AUGGGUCUGAAGCAGCGGCUACAAGUGAAACAUGGAGACCUGGUCUCGGGGGUCGACUCCAAUGCAGAUCUGGACCCCAUUCCACGGAAUUCGCCCCGGCGGACCUGGGGGUGGGUCAGCUUGACUGGAUUUUGGAUUUCUGAAGCUUUCUCCAUCAGCAUGUAUCAGGUCACGUCUACCUCGGUGUCGAAAGGGCUGAACGCGGGUCUGGCGAUCGCGGCAGUGGUCAUCGGCCACAUGCUCGUGUACAUUCCAGUGGUGCUUGAUGGAUACGUGGGUUCAAUUUACGGCAUCAACUUUCCUAUCCUCACCCGUGCCAGCUACGGCAUGCGAGGGAGUUAUUUUGCCGUCCUGAAACAAGUCCGCGGGCUCGUCGCCAUCAUCUGGUUCGGCACUCAGACGUACCAAACCGGAGAAUGCAUCUCGUCGAUGAUAAGUGCCAUCUGGCCAUCGUUCGAGCACCUCCCCAACCACCUUCCCAGUUCAGGGCCUAUAACAUCUGCUCGGCUGCUCUGCUUCUUCCUGGCCAUUAUCGUCCAACUCCCACUUUUAUACCUGAACAUUCCUCAGCUCCGCUACCUCUUUCUCGUCAAGAUGGUUAUUAUGCCCAUCUUCGGCCUCACUUUGUUCAUCUGGGCUGUGGCGACAGCUCACGGCUUCGGUCCCGUCUUCUCCAAACCCAGCCAGAUCACCGACGGGACCCCGGUGGCCGUGGUCUUUCUGCAAUGUGUGACCAGCGCCAUCGGGCCAAAAGCCACUCUUGCUCUGAAUAUGCCUGACUUUACGCGCUACGCGCACUCGCCUCGGCAAAUUAUCUGGACGCAGGCGUUGGGUUUGAUCGUGCUCGUUUCUCUUUGUGGUGUCCUCGGUGCAACAGUCACCUCCGCCAGCGAGAUCAUCUAUGGGGUGCAGACAUGGAACCCGCUCCAGGUGGCUGCAUUAUGGAAUAACCGUGCCGCGCAGUUCUUUGCUGCGCUGUGCUGGUCGCUGGCAGCCAUAGGGACGAAUCUAUCUGCGAAUAGUGUAUCUUUCUCGAAUGAUCUAACGCUCUGGUUUCCUCGGUACAUCAACGCAAGACGGGGUGCGUAUGUGUGCGCGGUGCUCAGCAUUCUGAGCUGCCCAUGGUACAUCCAGAAUGAGUAUGGAUUCAUUCCCAUUAGAACCGCAAAUACUAACUUCUAUCCCAGCGCCGCAUCCUUUUCCUCCUUCCUAGGCGGUUACUCUCUCUUCCUCGGGUCUCUGGCCGGCAUCAUUAUAGUGGACUACUGGAUCAUCCGGAAACGACAGCUGCGCGUUCACUCACUCUACGACCCCCGGGGUACGCACUUUUUCACGUGGGGAUUCAACCUGCGCGCAUUCGCAGCAUUUAUCUGCGGGAUCGCACCGAAUCUGCCUGGUUUGGCGAAUGCAUGUGGACAGAGUGGCGUACCGGUCGGCGCAGUGUAUCUGUAUUCGCUCAGUUGGCUAGUGAGUAUUCUCGUGUCAGGGGGAGUGUACUGGCUGCUUUGCAAAAUCUGGCCGGUAGCAGUGGAUGACGACGAGGGAGGUAUCUGGGAGGCAGUAGAGGUUACUACCAAGGAACUAGAGAAUUCCACCCAAUGA